This is a messenger RNA of Daphnia magna, 1737 nucleotides long. Its product is annotated as cell division cycle protein 123 homolog. Lineage: Eukaryota; Metazoa; Arthropoda; Branchiopoda; Diplostraca; Daphniidae. The transcript has 6 exons. Bases 527 to 1552 code for a protein of 341 amino acids. Gene Ontology annotation, cellular component: cytoplasm. The record is from RefSeq and is a predicted model, not a curated record.
CUCAGGAGGGUGAGCAGGACAGGUCGCAGAAAUCUCAAUACGCUAUUAUUUUAUGAGCCAUGCGUUUACGAAAUCCCUUUCUACAUUUUAUCGUAAUUAUGUUUUUCAUUUUAUUCAAAAUUCAUUUCCCUUUUCGAAGUUAAGUUGGCGCAAUUCAAAACAUAUCCCCAUAGAACACGCCGUAGUGAUUUCUGGGAUAGUUUGCAUGAUCACAACCGUAGCAGUGCAAAAUUCACUCAAAAUUUGUAUACCUCUUUGUUAGACAACCCGACCUAUCUUUUCACGAACAGCAUUUGUACUCCACUCAUUUUUCUGAAUAUGUGAUAAAAUCGGCCGUAAAUUGUCAACGUUAAUUAAAAGAAAGUUUCAAUUUUCCUUCCAAAGAUGGCAUAAGCAACCAGAAGCAUGUUGAUAAAGUGGAAAACAUUCACGCUAGUAGUCUGCUAUUGAACUGUGAAAAUACAAAAUUGAACUGUCGAAAGAACAAAACCAACGUUUAAGUAUUCAGUUUCAAUCAGUCAGAGUAAUGAAAAGCUGCGAAAUACUGGCGUGCUCGUUUUCCGAAUGGUAUCCACAUUUUAAAAAGGUGACAUUUCCCAGUCGUGUCAUUCCAUUGUCACAAGAGUUCGUUGAUUACUUGCUCGCCGAUAAUCUAGUGUUGCGUAGCGAUCAAGCGUUGUUCACAUACGAGAAAGGUAACGAAUCAUCCUCCAGCGAUUCCGAAGAUGACGAAGAAGGUUGGAUCAAGGCAGAAAGUGAAACACCUGCACUUGAGGCACCACAUUUUGAGGAUAUUGAUAAAAAGAUUGCAAAUGUAAUUGCUGAAUUUGGCGGCAAAGUCUUUGUUAAGUUAAACUGGAGCUCUCCAAAGGAUGCCUCUUGGAUUGCUUUAAAUAAUUCCCUCCAAUGCCACAUGCCAGCAGAUGUGCAUCUCCUUCUGAAAAGCUCGGAUUUUGUUCUUCAUGAUCUGACCCAACCAUUUAAGGAUUGUGAAGACCAUGUCAUUAAUUCAGAACCUGUCAAAUAUGAUCUUGUUCUCAGAAAGUGGAUUGAGAUCAACCCGGCAAAUGAAUUCCGUUGUUUCGUAAGAAAUAAGAUUUUAAUAGGUAUCUCUCAAAGAGACGAUUCUAUAUACUGUGCUCAUAUUGAAAUCGAAAAGGAGGACAUAGUACGUGACAUCAUGAGUUUCUUCAAUGAACAGAUAGGCCCCAAAUUCCCCCUCGACAAUUACGUGAUGGAUGUGGUUCGACAGCGGAAGGAUAAAAUCGUUUUAGUUGACAUCAAUCCUUAUGGAAUUACCACGGACGCUUUACUAUUCGACUGGAAUGAAAAUUUGUUGCAGACCAGCAAUAACUCAGAGGCUGCCACAUGUUCCUAUAGUGCGCCCGAUUUUCGUUUCAUCGCCGAAGAAUCUGGGAUCCGCACCAAUCCUCUCCGUCGUUAUUGCGUCCCUGAAGAUAUAGCUCAUUUGACUUCUGGUGAAGAUCCUUACAAACUGAUGGAUCUUCUGAAAUUGCGCUCUGGGCAAGCCGAUACCACCGAUAGUGAUUGAAAUUUCUGCGGGUAUGUAUGUGUUUACGUGGCUGCCGUGUCCUGGCGUAUACCGCAAUUAAAUUGUGGUUUUUGUAAAGGACAUACGAUUGAAUUUUUUGUUAAGAAUAUAUCCAUCACAUGUAAGUAAGGAGCAUGUUUGCAACAAGAUCUAAAUCAAGUAAAUUUGCUUUUCUUAAAAGUUAA